GGGUCACUUGAGGAUCAGAUUAUUGCAGCCAAUCCAUUGCUUGAGGCGUAUGGUAACGCCAAAACUGUGAGGAAUGACAACUCUUCUCGUUUUGGUAAAUUCAUCAGAAUCCAUUUCAACACAGCUGGCAAACUGGCUAGUGCUGAUAUUGAGACUUAUCUGCUGGAGAAGUCUAGAGUGACAUUCCAGCUUGAGCAAGAGAGAGGCUACCAUAUCUUCUACCAGAUGAUGACCGCCCACAAACCAGAGCUCAUUGAACUGGCACUCCUCACAACCAACCCCUACGACUUCCCCAUGUGUAGCAUGGGUAAGAUAACUGUGGCCAGCAUUGAUGACAAAGUGGAGCUGGAAGCCACGGAUAAUGCUAUUGAUAUCCUGGGCUUCACUAAUGAAGAGAAGAUGAGCAUCUACAGGAUGACCGGUGCUGUGCUUCACCAUGGUAACAUGAAGUUCAAGCAAAAGCAGCGUGAGGAGCAGGCUGAGCCUGAUGGCACAGAGGAUGCUGACAAGGUUGCUUAUUUGCUGGGUCUGAACUCCGCUGACAUGCUGAAGGGUCUGUGCUAUCCUAGAGUGAAGGUCGGAAAUGAGUAUGUCACCAAGGGACAGACAGUACCUCAGGUCAUGAACUCAGUGCCUGCCCUGGCCAAGUCCAUCUAUGAGAGGAUGUUUUUGUGGAUGGUCAUCCGUAUCAACCAGAUGUUGGACACCAAACAAGCUAGACAGUACUAUAUUGGUGUGCUGGAUAUUGCUGGCUUUGAAAUCUUUGAUUUCAAUACAUUGGAGCAGCUGUGCAUCAACUUCACCAAUGAGAAACUGCAACAGUUCUUCAACCACACCAUGUUCGUCCUGGAGCAAGAGGAGUACAAGAAGGAGGGUAUUAUCUGGGAGUUCAUUGACUUUGGUAUGGACUUGGCUGCCUGCAUUGAGCUGAUUGAAAAGCCCAUGGGCAUCUUCUCCAUCCUUGAAGAGGAGUGCAUGUUCCCCAAGGCCUCAGACACAUCCUUCAAGAACAAGCUGUAUGACCAGCAUCUUGGCAAAACCAAAGCAUUUGAGAAGCCAAAGCCCGUAAAGGGCAAGCCUGAGGCCCACUUCUCCCUGGUGCACUAUGCUGGUAUCGUGGACUACAACAUCUCUGGCUGGCUGGACAAGAAUAAGGAUCCCCUGAAUGACUCAGUCAUUCAGCUGUACAUGAAAUCCUCAGUGAAACUGCUGGGUCUGCUGUAUCCUCCAGUAGUUGAGGAGGCUGGUAAGAAGGGAGGCAAGAAGAAGGGUGGUUCUAUGCAGACUGUGUCCUCACAGUUCAGGGAGAACUUGGGCAAGCUGAUGACUAACUUGAGGAGCACCCAUCCUCACUUUGUGCGCUGUCUGAUUCCCAAUGAGUCAAAGACUCCAGGACUGAUGGAGAACUUCCUGGUUAUCCACCAGCUCAGGUGUAAUGGUGUCCUGGAGGGUAUUAGAAUCUGCAGAAAAGGUUUCCCCAGCAGGAUCCUCUAUGCUGACUUCAAGCAGAGAUACAAGGUGCUGAAUCCCAGUGUCAUCCCUGAGGGUCAGUUCAUGGACAACAAGAAGGCUUCAGAGAAGCUGCUUGGUUCAGUUGAUGUUCCUCAUGACGAGUAUAAAUUUGGACACACCAAGGUGUUCUUCAAGGCUGGCCUGCUGGGUACCCUUGAGGAGAUGAGAGACGAAAAACUUGCAUCUCUGGUCACCCUGACUCAGGCUUUGGCCCGUGGCUAUAUCAUGAGAAAAGCGUUUAUAAAGAUGAUUGAGAGAAGGGAAGCUAUAUAUACCAUCCAGUACAAUAUCCGCUCAUUCAUGAAUGUGAAACACUGGCCAUGGAUGAAGGUCUACUACAAGAUUAAGCCUCUGCUGCAGAGUGCUGAAACUGAGAAGGAGCUGGCAAAUAUGAAGGAGAACUAUGAAAAAAUGAAAACUGACCUGGCUACUGCCCUGGCCAAGAAGAAGGAACUGGAGGAGAAGAUGGUUUCCCUUCUGCAGGAGAAGAAUGAUCUGAGUCUGCAAAUAGCAUCUGAAGGAGAAAAUCUGUCUGAUGCUGAGGAAAGAUGUGAGGGACUUAUCAAGAGUAAGAUUCAGUUGGAGGCCAAACUCAAAGAGACAACUGAGAGACUGGAGGAUGAAGAAGAAAUGAAUGGUGAGCUCACUGCCAAAAAGAGAAAGCUGGAGGAUGAAUGCUCUGAGCUCAAGAAGGAUAUUGAUGACCUGGAGCUUACCUUGGCCAAAGUGGAGAAGGAGAAACAUGCCACUGAGAACAAGGUGAAGAACCUGACCGAGGAGAUGGCCUCUCAGGAUGAGAGCAUUGUUAAGCUGACCAAGGAAAAGAAAGCCCUUCAGGAGGCUCAUCAGCAGACUCUUGAUGACCUGCAGGCAGAGGAAGACAAAGUCAACACUCUGACUAAGGCCAAGACCAAGCUUGAGCAGCAGGUGGACGAUCUUGAGGGUUCUCUGGAGCAAGAGAAGAAGCUGCGUAUGGACCUUGAGAGAACCAAGAGAAAGCUUGAGGGAGAUCUCAAACUGGCCCAGGAAUCCAUCAUGGAUCUUGAGAAUGACAAGCAGCAGUCUGAUGAGAAAAUCAAAAAGAAGGACUUUGAAUGCAGUCAGCUCCUUAGCAAGAUUGAAGAUGAGCAGUCUCUGGGUGCUCAGCUCCAGAAGAAGAUCAAGGAGCUCCAGGCUCGUAUUGAGGAACUGGAAGAGGAGAUUGAGGCUGAGCGUGCAGCUCGUGCCAAGGUUGAGAAGCAGAGAGCUGACCUCUCCAGGGAACUUGAGGAGAUCAGUGAGAGGCUGGAGGAGGCUGGAGGUGCCACCGCUGCUCAGAUUGAGAUGAACAAGAAGCGUGAGGCUGAGUUCCAGAAGCUCCGUCGUGACCUUGAGGAGUCCACUCUGCAGCAUGAAGCGACUGCUGCUGCCCUUCGCAAGAAGCAGGCUGACAGUGUUGCUGAGCUGGGAGAGCAGAUUGACAACCUCCAGCGCGUCAAGCAGAAGCUUGAGAA
Messenger RNA from Notothenia coriiceps (black rockcod), 3005 nucleotides. Its product is annotated as myosin heavy chain, fast skeletal muscle-like. Gene Ontology annotation, molecular function: ATP binding; actin filament binding; microfilament motor activity. NCBI's taxonomy places the organism in Eukaryota, Metazoa, Chordata, Actinopteri, Perciformes, Nototheniidae. The record is from RefSeq and is a predicted model, not a curated record. Gene Ontology annotation, cellular component: cytoplasm; myosin filament; myosin II complex.